AAAGAGAGUUUCUAAGAGGGAAGCUACUUGAAUUACGUGCGUUUAUCAGACCAAAAGAAAGCGAGAGAAUCAAUCGCGAAAUUUAUUCGGGGAAGAAAAAUUUGUCUCCUCUCGAUAUAGAUUGAGGAAACGUACAUUAUUCCGAAAGCACAAUUCUGGAGAAGGACGGAGUCUAUUCACUUAAUUUGCAUCUUAUUUCUUUCCCUUCGCGAAGCUUACAUUAAGAUUAUUAAUUCAUACAAGAUUUUAAAAAUUUUAUUCUUUUUCAUUCUUAAUUUUAAUUAGCAAAUUAACUGAUAUCAGAAAUAACAAAAUUCGUAAUUCUUCUGAGAAAUAAAUGUUCAGUUUCUAGCUCAAAUUUCCUCGCGAAUAACAGCGACUUCUAGUGUACUCGAUCUUUAUCGACUCUAUAUCGAGAUCGAUGAUCAAGGAUGAGAUUGGACGAUCUGAAGAACAGCCGCGUUAUCAUCGUCACGGUGGUCUACCUCAGCCUCUUCCUGGAUAAUGUUCUGCUGACGGUAGUCGUGCCGAUCAUUCCCGAUUAUCUGUGCACGCUCGACGCGAAUACGACCGCGAGCGCCGAGGAAGACGAAAACGGUCGAGUAGGAUUACUGUUAAGCUCGAAGGCUCUGGUCCAAUUAAUUUUGAAUCCCGCCGUGGGCACUCUCACCGGCACCUUAGGCUACGCUAGACCCCUAUUUCUGGGAAACCUGAGCCUUCUCCUAGCUGCUUUGCUAUUCGCUUUUGGACAAACGUACGAGAUAUUGUUCUUAGCCCGGAGUAUUCAAGGCAUAGCGUCUGCAUGUAUAGCAGUCUCCGGCAUGUCUCUGGUCGCCUCUCAAUAUUCCGAGGAGGAUAAGAGAUCAAAGAUCAUGGGUUUCGUCCUCGGUAGCAUUGCCCUGGGUGUUCUUCUGGGCUAUCCUAUCGGUUCCGUGCUAUACGAUCUCGAAGGAAAAAUGGCACCGUUUCUACUGGUGUCUUGUCUCGUUAUUGUAGUAAUUUGUCUGCAAAUCUUUACAUUAGACGUUCAAACAAACUCUGAAUUCUUCCAUAUGCAUCAGCCAACCGAACAACAAAGCACAUGGAUGCACUUGUUAUCUAAUCCACAUAUUAUCAUCAUCUUUGGUGCCAUUUGGUGUUCAACUUCACCAAUGGCGAUACUGGAGCCUUGCCUACCAAUUUGGUUGCGAACCCACAUCAAACCCAAGAAAUGGCAAUUAGGCACGGUCUUCAUACCAGACAGUGUGGGUUACUUAAUUGGGACCAACUUCUUUGGCAUGAUAGCUUACCGUUACGGACGCAGCAAGGUGGCGAUCCUGGCCAUGUUUGUGGUCGGCGUCAGCGCUGUUCUCAUCCCUUCAGCGAACACUAUGUCGCAGUUGAUAGUUCCGCAUCUGGGGAUGGGUUUGGGCAUCGGCGUCGCCGACGCAGCUCUGGUGCCACUGUUGGCUAGUUUAGUGGACCGAAACGGCAACUACGGACCUGUCUACUCGAUCCAACAAGUGGCUGUCAGUCUGGCUUAUUCCUUGGGUCCCAUUAUGGGCAGCGAAAUGGUCAAGACUAUCGGAUUUCCAUGGGUCAUGCGAAUCGUAGGCAUCGUGAAUAUAGCGUACUGUCCAUUGCUAAUAUACCUUACGUUGGAACGUAGAAAGCUACGUUUAACCAAGAAUGAAGGAAAAAAAGACUAUGACACAUUCCACAAAUCCGUCAUGUCGUAUGAAAGAUUUCAUGAUUCCGACGACGAUCUUUGACGGUAGCUAUCAUGAGCCGCUGUCACCAUUUUAACAGACAGCCACCAAAUGUCGUUAAAUCCGCUUUUAGACACCUCAGAAUAGCGUCUGGUAACGUUAUUGCGUCCCCAAUUAAGCAUGACAUGCAGGAGAAGAGGAUCUUUGGCGUAACUGAAUAGCCAAGUGAAUUAUUGGCCGAACAACAUUACUGAUGCUGUCAUCCAUAGUACGACGGUGUUCCCGGGAUUGAAGAGCAGGAAUCCGUUGAAUUCGAGAAAACAAUUCGAGAAACACGAGAGACACGGGGAAGAAAUGCGCGCUCCCAAUAGGGGGACAUGACGACGACGAUCGAUCGAGCGACGCAGCCGGUCCCCUGAAAGCUUAUUAAUGCACUCAAUCUGCAGCGAAAUUCGUUUACGUUGCAUUAACGAUCCCGCCACCUGCUGCAAGCAUUGACUCGGCAUUAGUUUAUACGCAGAUCGCUCUGCCGCCUGCCACUCGAUCAAUGCGUACCUUGAGAUCGAUUGCUUUCAGAAUCUAACUCUAUGAACUAAGGGGAUCUCAAUUUUCGGAAUCAGUAACGUAGGAGAUUUAAAUAAAAUUGAAUAUUUGUAUCUCAAACGUAAAUGGAACUAAACUCUUUUAAACGACCUUACGAAACGUUUUGUGUGUGUGUUUAAAUUAAUUUAUUCCCCUAAAACAGUUUUAGGAAAUUGGACAUGCAAGAUCAAACCAUGUAGCGCAAUACAUUUACAUUAAAAAUAUUUUACGUUUAUUAAUGUUGAAUUGUGUCUUUGCUAUUGUUUACUGAUGAAUUAUCCAGCUAUUGUUCUCCGAGCAAUCUAAUGGUUUUGGUCUGCCUGAUAAAGCGGCACAAAUAUUGGUCGUAGGGCAGUUCAAGCUCGUCGAUAAAUCGUGGCUAUUUUCCUUGGGAAAAUCAAAGGCGUAACGUAAACAGGCGGACGGCGAUACCGUCAGAGGGAUUUGUAAAUGGUGUACGAGACGCAAGACGAAAUGAAAUGAAGCGUGAUUUUGUGCCCUGGGGUUUAUUCGGUGAACAAACGCCGAUCGUCAUUAACAGGGGUGUUGGACUAAUCGCAUCCCCGUGACAAGGGAAGUUAAAUGCAGCACCGUGGGCGACAUGCGUGCAUACGCAUGCAGACCUUUCUAAAAAUGAAGCGUCCCUUUGGAGAAUGUUAUACACCAAUUGACGGCAGCGUUGAAUCGUAUUAAUAAAUUGUAAUGCUAAUAAUAUUAAAUCUAUGUUGCUAAAA
Messenger RNA from Ooceraea biroi (clonal raider ant), 3004 nucleotides. Its product is annotated as synaptic vesicular amine transporter. Gene Ontology annotation, cellular component: terminal bouton; synaptic vesicle membrane. Gene Ontology annotation, molecular function: serotonin:sodium:chloride symporter activity. Lineage: Eukaryota; Metazoa; Arthropoda; Insecta; Hymenoptera; Formicidae. Gene Ontology annotation, biological process: aminergic neurotransmitter loading into synaptic vesicle; transmembrane transport. The record is from RefSeq and is a predicted model, not a curated record.